CGCUACGACUCACCAUAAAUUAUUGUCAUUGUGUCCGACUGUCCGAGCAUUUUGACUUUUUAUUCCCCUCGGGAAUCUUGAUAUUCUGCAGGAAAAGAAGUGACUGUACAGUAGGCCUCUGUACUGUCGUCCAUUAUUACAAGCCUGCUGCAUGAUCGUUGACGGAAGCAACGGUCGGAGGAUGAGAGUGGGAGGACUGCAGUAAUGAUGCGUUUUGUUCUGGACUGCCUGAGGACAUCGAGCGCGAGGAACCCAAAGGAUGACCGGGAAACUGACGUCGUGGAAACGGACGAAAGAGUCCUCAGCAAGUCAGCCGAGAUCAGAGUAAGAAGACCGCAGCACCUUGCGCUGGAGCUUGAGAAUGCGGUAACAGUGGAAAAUCUGGAGCUGCAGGAGCAGCAGUCAGACCGCAAGGAGCUAGAGGAAACACUGGUCAAAUUAGAAAAUCACAAAGAUAAGCUUAUUCAGCAAAUAAAAGUAACCAGACAGCUCUGCUAUGAAGAAAGUCAACAGAUAUUAUCUCUGCAGGCUGAAGAGGUUAAGAGGGAGAGCCAAGUUGAGGAGUAUGAGCGAGAGCUUGCCAGAGCCAGAUGGAGACUGAGGAAGCUCAAAGAGGAGGUGAAACAGGCCAAGAGCAAGAUGGAGGAGGCUGGGGAGAGGAACUAUCCUCUCCAGGACUCGAUUAGACAGUCCUAUGAAGAAAUCUUGCAGGAAGAGCACACGCUAUGUUCUGUGUCAGGUGGUGCAGUCACUCCAGAGAGCCAGCUGGAAGGCUCAACAUCUCCUGCAGAUACAACUGAGGAUGAACCACUUCCAAUCAGACCAUGGGGAAGGAGCCAAUCACUGCCUGCAUAUGCUGACCUAAUAAUGGUAGCCAACAGCGCACCUUUCUGCAAUAAUUUGGCUGAUACCAGAGAAGAGGUAGAUGACAGUAGCAGCAGCUCACCAAAGAUGGACAGAUCUAACCUGGAAGACGAUCCAGACGAGGGUGACAUCAGUGAGGAUCAAGGGGAAAUAAAGGAACAGUCCAUUCUAAACAAAAUGGACUUCUAUCAAGCUGACCCAUUUGCGCAUUGUCAUAUAGGCCAUGACCUAUUUAACGAAGACCUCUUCCCGAAAACAGACUCAUCAGAUGGAUUUACAUCCGAUCCUUUCAAAGGCAGUGACCCCUUUGCAGCGGACAUUUUGUUUCCAGAAGCCAACGUUGGUUGUGAUGACGGAGAAGUAAUACUUUGCGACGAGGCCGACACUAGUCUAUCUUGUGCUGAAAAUAAAGCUUCAACGGGAACACAGUGUUUUGAGUGCGAGUUUCCCGAUGAAGAUAGUGACAUUGAGAUCAGCUAUAGUCAAGAGGAUCUUGACACCAUCCCUGGGACAAAUGAUAACCAUGGAUUUAAACCAAUCCAGAGUUCAUCUGAGGAACUCGGCCCAGAACCCAUACGAGGCUGGCAUACCCAGGGUCAGUUUUCUGUAGAAUCUGAUCCCAAUGGGUAUGAACUGGACCUCAGUGCUGUCUCCCCACCCUCUGACAUCGAAGAACACAGCCUUGGAUCUCUGGCUGGAGAGUUUACCAAGGAGGGAACAGCAAAAGUGGAGGAAGCUAUCAUUGUCCCUGAGCUUGGUGAUCCAGCAUCGUUGGUGUCAAACAGAACAAGCACGAAAGACAGCACUCAGCAUCUUGAUAGUGAUGGAGAAGAACCAGAUUGGCUGAGUGACAUCAAAAAGAAACCAGAAGACCCUUCAACAUCUCCAAAAUCUGUCGACUCUCAUAAAGGCUACACUGAACAUGAGUCACAACAGGCCAACCUGAGUUUUGACUGUGAACUAACAAGUCAGUCUUCUUUUGAUCCAUAUGGCUUCAAACUCAGUCCAGAACAUUCUAGUCUCACCCUCUUGGACCCCGAUGAAGCUGAGCUGAGCCCAGCACUCAGUGAUCAAGAUCUGGAUUUUGACCCAGAACACGCUUCUUCUCAACCAGACCCAUUGUGUUUUUAUUCCUAUGAGUAUGAAAUCCCUUCUUCUCAAAUGUUACAGGACUCUGAUCCCUAUGGCUUUAAGCUCAGCCUUGAAAAAGAGAAUCAGGAGGUGCCCGAACCUUGUUGCGAUGAUAAUAUGGAAAACAUGGCCAUUGGUGAAUUUCACAAUAAGGACAACGAAGAAUCCUUUCACUAUAGCAAUCAAGAAGUACUAGAACCUCUUCCUCAUGAAAACCAAGAAGUGCUUGAUCCUUGUAGCAACACUAACCAAGAACUGCCCGAUGUUUUUAAAAGCCGAAACCAAGAAGUGAUGGAAUUAUCAUCACUGGCCAACAGUGAAAUUGUAAAGUUAGUCAGCAAAGAAAAUCAAGAAUUCACAAAUCUUUAUAGUCCUGAAAACCAAGAAGUGGUUGAACGCUAUUACUUCAUAAGUGACAAGGAAGUUGAAGAGCAUAAAAAUGAUAACCAAGAAGUCCUGGAAUUUUGUAGCCAAGCUAAUUCAGAGCAACUUGAUUUCUCCUGUACUGAGAAUCAGGAAGUGUUGGAUUUAGACAGCUAUGGCAAUCAAGAAGUAGUUGAAAAUCAGGAAGAGCCAGCUUUAGAUCGCCAUGAAAACCAAGGAACAAUGAAUCUCGAUAAUAACGAAUAUGAGAAAUUGCUCGAUUUGGAUGGUCAUAAUAACCAGGAAGUGUUGGACUUGGUAAAAGAUGAGCCAAGCCCUGAAACCAACAACAAUCAGUCCGUCCUCAAACCUGAGUUGAGUAACAGCUCCGACAGUGAUGUGGCACCAGAAGAAUUACAACCCAGUAAUAUCAGUGUUGGAGACGCCCUCAUGGACUGCAGCACUAUGUCCACCAACCAGACUUGCAUAUCUCAUGAUCCUUCUAGACACAACAUGUUAGAGGGUGAUCUUGGUUCUGUGUUCAGGGCUGGUGGAUACAUUGGUUGUCCUGAUGUAGCUGAUGAUCUAGAACCUAUGUCCCACAGACAAGUUAACAGUGUAGCAGCGCCAGUACGGCCAGUCAGACCAGUAAGACCUCCCCGACCUUCACUCAGGGCAAAGGAGAAAGCCGAGUCCCCAACUCAGGGAAUCGACCUGAAAUGAUCCAUCAAUAAUCAACAAUGGUAUUGACAUCCCUACAGUGAGGGAAUAAUUCAGACAGGAGUGAACUAAGAAGAUGAACAUUUUUCUAAAGGGGAAUUGACAAAGGGAUGCAGCAGUACUGUAGACUCAUGUCUGUUUUUAUGUUUAGCAGUUAAACUGAAAUAAGAAGCAGAAGGGGCCUGUUUCAACAGGACCAUCUUGCAAAGAGGCCUGACAACAUACAAGGUCCGUUCCAGCAUGAAACUACCACCAUCUUAAAACCUGUGUGCUGCAUGAAAACUCUGCAGGCAAUGUUUGAAGUAACAUUUUACGUCAUCCACUGUCAUCAAUGUACAGGUAAAAGGUAACCACUUUCCUCCUAAUUUGUUAAAACAAUACACAUACAGUGCAGAAGAGAAAUUGCUGAUAAGCAUCUAUUGUUAACUAUGCGAUAUAUCACAAUAUUGUUUUAUUUCUGGUGUUUAAAAAAAAAAAAAAAUCACACGGGCAGAAAAGAUCUCUUCUCCACCUUGCUUCGCAUUUUGCCAGUCCUCAUCAUGGCUAUGUUUAUGGAUGCUGUUUGUGUCUGUCAUUCAAACACGGUAUUUAAAGAUGUAUAAUCAGCCGUUGCAUUUUGUCUCAGGUUUAAUAUUAACACACAACACAUUAUGCGUACUAAUCUAUACGCAUUUGCUCCUCCCAGAAGGCGCAAAAUGAACUGCGCAGCAAUUUAGCACGUUAAGCAGACGCAGUCCUGGGUGUGCCCAAUUAAUGCGCAAUGACAUUUAUACCUAUUUUGGGACAGGUAAACUUUAAGUAAAUAAGGCCCUAAGUGUUUAUGCAAUGGU
This is a messenger RNA of Syngnathus typhle (broad-nosed pipefish), 3908 nucleotides long. RefSeq lists its product as uncharacterized. Lineage: Eukaryota; Metazoa; Chordata; Actinopteri; Syngnathiformes; Syngnathidae. The coding region runs from base 205 to 3081 and encodes 958 amino acids. The transcript has 12 exons. The record is from RefSeq and is a predicted model, not a curated record.